Messenger RNA from Pieris macdunnoughi, 1815 nucleotides. NCBI's taxonomy places the organism in Eukaryota, Metazoa, Arthropoda, Insecta, Lepidoptera, Pieridae. The record is from the annotation of a GenBank genome assembly.
AUGUUAUUGGUACCCGAUGUUUUGCUUCCUAUUGAAUUGCUUUUGCAGACAUUAGUAGACCAUUAUCUCAAUACUUCUUACUGUACAACUGUUAUAACUGAAACGCCGUUGCAAGUUUUACCACAGAUUUCACAUCGCUAUAUCCUUUUGAACCAGAGCCUUGAGGAUUUAAUACUGGAUGCAUCGGAGGCUGGUUGUUCAGACUUUAUCGUACAAAUAAGUGAACCUAAAAGAUUUUUCUAUGCGUUGGAUUAUGCAACACGCCGCGGUCUUUUAAGGCGAAGUGACCGAAAGAUAAUUUUGUUACCACUAAACAAUACAAAAGAUAAUUCGCUUCUAAAUGUGUUGAGAAUGAAAGAAAGCAGUUUUGUUGUCAAUCUCCUUCUGGUGCUGCCUUCUUCAUCGAUUCAUUGCGAAGCUUUCGAUUUGGUUACGCAUAAGUUUAUUGGUCCAGUUGACAACGAUAUGCCAGUAUAUCUGGAUAGUUGGAAUUCUUGUUCGGGGUUUGAAAAACAUGGGAACCUAUUUCCUCAUGAUAUGUCUAAGUUGGAUGGUAAAAAUGUCAAAGUAACAUGUUUUACCUACACACCUUACGUACUUUUGGAUUUGGAUCCUGGAAUAGUGCCUCUCGGCCGUGAUGGUGUUGAGAUCAGGUUAAUGGAGGAGUUUUGUAGGUGGGUUAACUGCACUAUAGAAAUAAUAGGUGAUAACGGUGAAGAAUGGGGUGAGGUGUACGAGAAUUUUACAGGCUUGGGUGUACUCGGUAAUGUUGUUGAAGAUCGCGCUGAUUUUGGAAUAACUGCUUUAUAUUCUUGGUAUGAGGAAUUUCUUUAUAUGGAUUUUUCCGGAUAUGGUGUACGUACCUCUGUUACAUGCAUAGCUCCAUCUCCAAGACUUUUAGCGAGUUGGACAAUGCCACUACUACCAUUCAGUAUUUGUAUGUGGAUAGGACUGCUGUUUACGUUCAUUUAUGAAGCGUUAUCAUUGUUCGUGGCUCAACAUUUUUCAGCGAAGAAAAUUUUUCUGACAACAUUCGGCAUCAUGAUUACGCAGUCUCAAAAUGACUCAAAUUUCAAAUCGUGGAGGAUUCGAAGCGUGGUGGGAUGGAUGAUGCUGACUGGUUUGGUGUUAGAUAAUGCUUAUGGUGGUGGACUGGCGUCUACCUUCACAGUACCCAGAUAUGAGCCUUCUGUUGACACUAUCCAAGAUAUGGUGGAUAGAAAAGUAACUUGGGCUGCCACUCAUGACGCAUGGGUGUUUUCCUUGUCUGCGUCCCAGGAUCCUUUAAUCAAACAGUUAGUUAGACAGUUCCAUAUUUAUGAGCCGGAAGAGUUGAAACGUCUAAGUUUUACAAGAAAGGUAGCUUAUAGCAUUGAGAGACUACCGGCGGGUUAUUUCGCAAUUGGAGAAUACAUCGACGAUAAAGCAGUUCGUGACUUUACAAUUCUAGUUCAAGAUUUCUACUAUGAAUUAUGUGUGGUUAUGAUGAGAAAAAGCUCACCUUACACACUCCAGAUGAAUAAACAUAUUGGCAGGUUACAUGAGAGUGGGUUGAUGCUAGCUUGGGAAAGACAGAUUGCCUUAAGCCUAUUAAAUUACAAGGUGCAGAUUGAGGUAAAAUUGUCAAGAUCGAAAAGAGAUGUCGAAACUAUAGAACCUAUCAGUUUCCGCCUUGUUCUUGGAGUAUUUAUUUUGUACGGAUUCGGAGUGGUGUUGGCUACAUUUGCAUUUUUCUGUGAAAUAAUUUGGAAUAAACGCAAAAUCAAAUCCGGUGGUGUAGGAUCUACGAUAAUCUCCAUUUAUGAAGAGUAUUAA